Molecule: messenger RNA, 1626 nt
Organism: Caenorhabditis bovis
Lineage: Eukaryota; Metazoa; Nematoda; Chromadorea; Rhabditida; Rhabditidae
Source: the annotation of a GenBank genome assembly
AUGGCCCCACCAGCAGCCGCUCCAGCUCUUGCCGGCGCAAAACAGUCCGCUUCCGGUCGCGAACGCAAUUUUAAGGAUAAGGAUAAACCGGAAAGUGUGCGCAACAGUAACAUCGUAGCUGCGAAAGCUGUUGCCGACGCCGUGAGAACUUCUUUGGGUCCACGUGGUAUGGAUAAAAUGAUCCAGUCUGGUAAUGGCGAUGUCACCAUUACCAAUGAUGGCGCAACCAUUCUCAAUCAAAUGAGUGUGAUUCAUCCUACGGCAAAGAUGCUUGUUGAACUUUCGAAGGCUCAAGACAUUGAAGCUGGAGACGGAACAACAACCGUUGUCGUUAUGGCUGGAGCUUUCUUGGACGCCGCGCAAAACCUUCUUUCAAAAGGAAUCCAUCCUACUGUGAUCUCCGAAUCAUUCCAGAGUGCAGCUCUUGAAGCUGAAAAGAUUCUGGAAGGAAUGAGCCAGCCAGUUCAGCUCACUGACGAUGCUCUUCUCACGAAGAUGGCGACAACUUCACUUAACUCAAAAGUUGUUUCUCAGCACUCGUGGCUUCUUGCUCCAAUGGCUGUGAACGCUGUCAAAAAGAUCAUUGACACUGAAAAUGCAACCAAUGUCAAUUUGAAAAUGAUUAAGAUUAUCAAGAAAAUGGGAGACACCGUUGAGGAGUCCGAACUCAUCGAAGGAGCCCUUAUCGAUCAGCGUACGAUGGGUCGUGGAGCACCAACUCGCGUUGAGAAGGCAAAGAUUGGUUUAAUUCAAUUCCAAUUGAGCCCUCCAAAAACUGACAUGGAAAAUCAAGUCAUUAUCACGGAUUAUGCUCAAAUGGACCGUGCUUUGAAAGAAGAAAGGACUUACCUUUUGGAUCUUUGCAAACAAAUCAAAAAAGCUGGUUGCAAUGUUCUUCUUAUCCAGAAGAGUAUUCUUAGAGAUGCUGUCAACGAGCUUGCCCUUCACUUCCUCGCCAAGAUGAAGAUCAUGUGCAUCAAGGAUAUUGAGCGUGAGGAUAUCGAAUUCUACUCGAAAAUCCUUGGCUGCCGUCCAAUUGCAUCGGUUGACCAUUUCACCGCUGAAGCUCUCGGAUCUGCCGAUCUUGUCGAGGAGAUUCAAACUGGCGCAGAUGGAAAAGUUAUCAAGGUCACCGGUGUUCAAAAUCCUGGCCACGCUGUUUCAAUUCUUCUUAGAGGAUCGAACAAGUUGGUGCUUGAAGAGGCCGACCGUUCCCUUCAUGACGCUCUUUGCGUUAUUCGAUGCCUUGUCAAGAAGAGAGCACUUCUCCCAGGUGGGGGAGCUCCAGAAAUGGAAGUUGCUGUCAAACUUAGGCAAUUGGCGCUCAGUCAGCACGGAGCCACUCAAUAUUGCUGGCGAGCAUUUGCGGACGCUUUGGAACUUAUUCCUUACACUCUUGCUGAAAAUGCCGGAUUGUCUCCAAUUCACACUGUUACUGAACUUCGCAACCAUCACGCCAACGGACAUAAUUCGUAUGGUGUAAAUGUUAGGAAGGGAUAUGUUACGGAUAUGGGAGAAGAAAACGUUGUCCAGCCAUUGUUGGUCACUCUUUCGGCAAUCAAACAAGCCGCCGAGUGCGUUCGAUCCAUUUUGAAAAUCGAUGAUAUUGUCAUGGCCGUUCGCUAA